Messenger RNA from Marchantia polymorpha subsp. ruderalis, 931 nucleotides. Lineage: Eukaryota; Viridiplantae; Streptophyta; Marchantiopsida; Marchantiales; Marchantiaceae. The record is from the annotation of a GenBank genome assembly.
CAAACGCAUAGACUUGACAUGGGAUUGCCAAACACAAUCCUCUCCUCUACAAUGUCAAUGACGAAAAUCCGCAACAGGCUAGGACCUUUGAAUAAGACUUGAGCAAUAACAAUUUAGUGGACUCAGAUUUGCUGUUUGUAGCGAUUUGCAGUCCCUUGACCUUCUAUAUCUUGUGGAAAAAUCCAGUACAACGCAGCGGAGAUACAUCGUCAAGUGACUUUCACCACUAGGUCCUGAGCAACGAGCCUCCGCCGCUGCUUUCCAAUAAUCCCAUCAUCAUGCUUCAGGUUAAAUGCGAUCCAAGUCUACUGGACACCUGAUGUCCGGUCGAGAGCAGAAUGCCAACUCCAGUAUGAUAUCCCUCGAAGUUUGAUCAUUAGCCUCAGUGCAAUUUGAAACCUUAUGUCUCGAAUUGCUAGUAUUUUAUUGAUAUUGUGUGGAGCCAGCAACUGAAAGAGGCAGAUGGUGCAAUACUGUAGUUGUUCGUCAUGUGUGAUGCGUGUGCAGUUAAAGGAAGCCGUUCCCAGCAUUAGAGCAACUCACCACAUGCUAACAUCUGGUUUCUCAGCUGUUAUGUUUCUCGAAAACUGUCAUUGCUCUCACACUUCUCGACCAGCAAGGUACCUCAAGAGUGCACCAACAUUUCAUGCAAACCAACGUGCGUUUUCUGAUUCCUGCAACCCAAAUCUAUCUAAGAACCAUGACUCUUAUUUCACAUGCAAUCAAAUGAAAAUCAGUUAUUCCUUUGAAAGAUCUCCCUCUGCAAAAGCUGAUCGACCACAAGACUUAGGCAGUGAAGUGCACACGAGAGAUGGAUUGUUCAGACAGGACCCAAAAACUUGAAGGCUUCAUUCCCAAGAACGGGUCAUCGAAGCACGCGAGCUCUUACCUCCAACCGUCGAAUCCUCGCCUUUGUCUGCUUGAGUCCUGG